AUGGAAAACUGGGGCGGAGUAGAUUAUGGUUACGAACAAGAGAGCAGGUUGUGGAUUCUUGAGGAUGCUGAGAAGCAGGAAUGGUCGAGCAUGGCGUUUGCCUUGCCUUCCGAGUGGGAAAGUUUAUAUGGGGCUUACGGUAUUACGGUGUAUAGAGGAGUGUUUUAUACCGGCGAGCGCGAGCUCAUGGUGUUCUAUCCAUGGCUAGAGUCAUCUAAGCCAUUUUGUGUUUGCUAUUAUGAUUUUAACAGAGUAUAA
Thlaspi arvense is the source of this 258-nucleotide messenger RNA. Lineage: Eukaryota; Viridiplantae; Streptophyta; Magnoliopsida; Brassicales; Brassicaceae. The record is from the annotation of a GenBank genome assembly.